This is a messenger RNA of Toxorhynchites rutilus septentrionalis, 1123 nucleotides long. RefSeq lists its product as uncharacterized. The transcript has 2 exons. The record is from RefSeq and is a predicted model, not a curated record. The coding region runs from base 226 to 777 and encodes 183 amino acids. Lineage: Eukaryota; Metazoa; Arthropoda; Insecta; Diptera; Culicidae.
UGCUGCUAUCGGCAUCUACGGCAGUCGUUCGGGAACAACCUUCGGUGUGCAACAGGUUGCUGGAUACAAUAUUUCCGUUGGUUUUUCCUAAGGAUGAAAAUGUGCAACAGGAAGUGAAAAGUUGUAGACACAAUCCAAAAUUAUCAGUUUUUUGAUAGAGUUAGCUUAUUUCCGUUAUUUGAGCAAAGUGUGAGACGUUCAUCGUGAAAAACUGACGGGAUUAAAAUGGCGAAUCACUCAGGCACAUGCAUUUGUAUUAUUUUGAUCUACUGCGUGCUGUGGGUGACCUGUUCAUUCUCCUGUGAUUCCUGUGGACGAGAGUGUACCUCGGCAUGCGGCACCCGUCACUUCCGAACCUGCUGCUUCAACUAUCUGCGAAAACGCAGCCCAGUUCCCCCGAUAGCACCACCACCGCCAUCGUCCCAAAACGCGCCCCAUGGAUUCGAUCUGAACGCUUGGCUGGCAAAAUCGCGCUUGGAUCAAGCAGAACAUCAUCGUGGUUUUUCACAGCCUUCGAAUGAUUUGGAUUUACUGCUACAGAACAGAAACAUUCCCCGGGAAAUGAUAGACAACGAUAUCGAUUAUGAUCCUCAGGAUGGCACUCAUGGAUUGAAUCGGGUCGAAACGGAAAACAGCAAACGAAAUUUAGUCGUUGCUAGCCACAGCAGACACUUUGGUAAAUACCGACGCCAAAAAAUGGCGGAUGAUCAAGAUGCAGAGCAGAAAGCGAGCGAAAACUCCGAACCGGGAAGACUUCAGCUGCUGUAUGAUGCUUAAAACCUCACAACGUCGAUCAAUUCAUUCUCGUUCGAACGUCGUGAUUGGCUCCAAAGGCUGGGUUGAGCCAAGCAUAACGAUCGAACCCGUACUUCCCCUCAACUCAUCUGCCAAAAGCAUCCCAAACUAUUGGGAGCUAAAAAUCAGGUAUAGCAAAGAGAAAUGUCAAUCAACCCCGUAACGAGGAAGCGCCCACUGACUCCACAAAAACAGCUUCUCCAGAUAAAAUGUUGCUGUGCAUGAUAAACUGUGUAAAAAAGUUGUUCGAUUGUUAAUGUUAUACAAUUAAACGCAAGAAAUGCAAAUAAAAUGAAAAAUUUUCGUAUUAGAAUACGAUAAGCACAAA